AUGUCAGAAGUGCGGAAUCGAAAGUCAAGUCUGAAAAACGACAGUAGUGAUCUUUCGGAUUCAGAUGAUGGAGAAUUCAAAGAAAUCAUUAAAGACAUCGAGAAUGAUCACUGGAAAGAUCGACCGGUCGAUGAAACGAGAUGGGCGAAAACAAAAAGUGCUGUACACGAAUGGGGAUUGUCCUGUUCGUGGCAUGGAAUCCCUCACAUGGCUCAAUCUCUUUCAUGGCCCACCAUCCUUCUCUGGUCGACAAUACUUGUCAUCAGUGCCGUUUUGUUCGUCUAUCUUAUCACCAUCACCGUUAAACAAUACUUUUCGUUUCAAAAGUUGGUCGAUCUGAAUAUUGGAAUGAAGGAAUCCAGCUUCCCAUCAAUCACUUUCUGCAAUUCUAACCCUUACAAAUUGAGUGCGGUUCAAGCGAUUCCAGAGUUGGAGGCACUGCUAACAGUCUACUCGCAAGCUUUACAAUAA
Molecule: messenger RNA, 471 nt
Organism: Caenorhabditis remanei
Lineage: Eukaryota; Metazoa; Nematoda; Chromadorea; Rhabditida; Rhabditidae
Exons: 4
Coding region: 1-471 (156 amino acids)
Biological process (GO): sodium ion transmembrane transport
Cellular component (GO): membrane
Molecular function (GO): ligand-gated sodium channel activity
Source: RefSeq, a predicted model, not a curated record